AUGGCGUAUCAGCAAUCACCGUGGGCACAUAUCCCACAUUAUGUGCCAAUGAUGAACUCAGGCAUGCCAAGUUUACCCACGGCUCAAACACAGGGAAAUCCACCAGAACAACCCGGCAAGCAAUUGGAAAAAUAUACGCUUUCCUUCAUGCAGCAGCCGUUGCAUGCUAAAGCCGCGAAUGGAAAGGACAAAGACCGGAGGCCAGUAGAUCCACCUCCAAUUUUGAAGCUGGAAGUGGCCACAGACCAAGAUCCUGAUGGUGUAUACAAACAAAGUCCCUACCUCAUUGUCGUUGCAUAUCUAGAAUAUGGGCCGGGCCAAGACCAUGGUCCUGAUGCAAUGCCGCCGGCAAACCUGAUGUCGGGUACGAUGGUCUCGUCGUUACACCGACUCAAAGAUCCUGGUGAUCAAGAAGGAGCCUUUUUCGUGUUCGGCGACUUGACAAUCCGCCGUGAGGGUAAUUACUGCCUCCGAUUCGAUCUGCUGCAGAUGGAGUUUGGCGUUAGCUCGGAUCCUGAUUCGUUAGUUACUGUCACAUCCGUGACCAGCAAUCCUUUUCGAGUCUACUCGCAGAAAAAUUUUCCAAAACAGCAAAAGAAUGAGUCUACGUUCUUAACUCGGUCCUUUAGUGAUCAGGGCGUUCGGCUGCGCGUUCGGAAGGAUUCCCGGUUAAGCCUCAAUCGAAAACGGACAAGUGACAAAGCCAUAGAGAAAUAUGACCGGAAGAGAAUGGCCAUCGAAUCGCCUGGGCAGGGGCGGAGACCUUCAGUCCAGCACAGGUCGUCGUUGGACUCUACAGAUCAGUAUCACGAAGGAGACAUGUUUUUGAAUGAGCCGGCAAGCAAACGACAUAGGACCGGAUCUGGGGCUUUGUCAACUACAGAGAAUGGACUUGAGACGCGUUCUUGGGGAUCCUACCAGCCAGGCAGUAGCUCGUCUUUUGCGAGCCAUGGAUCGAUGACUUCCAUUGGUACUGGACCACCGACCUCUGCAUCCCUGGGUGCUCCUCAAAUGCCACCGCCAACCACGAGGCUCGAUACCCAUUUCUCCUCACUCCACACUGGUUCAAGCAUGUUCCAUUCACCGGUGGGGGAGCGCCAAUCACCGGUCACUCCCUCAUCCGUUCACCAAUCCCCCUUUAAUAGCACUGGAUCACAAAAUUCUUCUAUGGCUUAUUUAUACGGAACGAGUCUAGGUCAGAACGGUGGCGCACAGGCGUUGAAUCUCGCUCCCGUUGGGGCACACACACAGAGCGCGAUGAGUACCCCUCGCUUGGCAGACUCGUCCCCACGGCCACAUGCUCAUCCGACUAACGCGACAUCUCCAAUGGGGGUCAACAUAUACGCACCAACAUCACAGGUCUCUGCGCCGCCACAACCUCGCCAACUUUCGUACAACACACCGACUUACCACCACGGCCUUUCGAGCGCCUUCGACCACAGCACCCUGCAUGAGCAUGGGAUGAAUACGCCCUUGACGGCAAACAUGCCGCCUGACAGUUUGAAAGGUGGAUAUGCCGAUGUCUUCAAUGGAGUCACCGCAAAAUCCGAGUAA
Xylaria bambusicola is the source of this 1554-nucleotide messenger RNA. RefSeq names its product velvet factor-domain-containing protein. The coding region runs from base 1 to 1554 and encodes 517 amino acids. Lineage: Eukaryota; Fungi; Ascomycota; Sordariomycetes; Xylariales; Xylariaceae. The transcript is spliced from 4 exons. The record is from RefSeq and is a predicted model, not a curated record.